AGAGAGAGAUCCAGGGUUUUCAAGUCCCUGCUCCACGCUCCACCCCUGGUGUUCCUGCUUUCCAGGUCUUUGUCCCCGGAACUUACACUCACUCCUGGGUGUCCACUAGGGUUUUCUGCUCGCAUCUGGAUCCCAGUACGACUAGCAUACAGUCCAGAGUCCUGUCCUACAGAAACCACGGCCUCUCCAAGUUUGGAAAGAAAGCAAGAAAAGAAAGAAGAGAAAACACCUUCCCGGCAACUUUCCACCGUCUCCUCUCCUCCCGUGGUUUACACUUUCGUCGAAGCUGUGAAGCAGCAGUGUGUUUCUGAGAUUCCUGCCUGCAGUUUGAAAAAGUUUUUACGUGUUUUAAAACUGUUGUUUCGUUGCUUUUUCGUGUUUUUUCGAUUGAGUCUGGCACUCGAUAUUUAUCACACACACCCGUGCUUUCAAGCGGACGACAUUUGGACAGUGUUUAAGGUCGUUUUCGGUGUUUUUUCCUGCCUCAAAGUUUCAGAGGUGGCCUCAGAGCUGCUGCUGUGAAUGAAGUAUCUGUUGAGCUGAAGAAAUCAGCGCGUCUCCAUGAGGAAACUCAGCGUGGGAGUCGCUCAAACUUUGUCCUAGCUUACACACACACACACACCUGGGCGAUAAUAUAGAUAGCUUAGUUUUAUACUUUUUUUGUGCUGGUAACUUUGUAGUUUGCUUUAAACGGACAUAAAAUGAAGACGCUGUUGGUGUUGUGUGUGGUUUGCACGCUGGUUGUGUUGUCUGUGGCGGUGACUGCGGAGCAAAAGUUGAAAAACUGCAACGACGUCCGUGCUGCUUACAGCUCCAAAGGCUUCAACGUCAACGAUGUCCCCAACAAAGGAGUCAACGGAGCCCCCCUGAAAGUGUGUCCGCAGGGUUUCUCCUGCUGCACAGUGGAGAUGGAGGAGAAGCUGAGCCAGCAGAGCCACACGGAGAUCAAAGCUCCCGUCUCCAGGCUUAGCACCAACCUACAAUCCACCUUCAGACAGAGGCACGACCACUUUGACAAGUUUUUCCGUGAGCUUUUGAAAAAUGCAGAGGUCUCACUGCACAACAUGUUUGUGCGAACGUAUGGGAUGAUGUACGUGCAAAACGCAGAACUGUUCAAGAACUUCUUUGCGGCCCUAACUCGGUACUACGUGUCUGGCAGCGCUGCCGUCAACCUGGACUCUAUGCUGGCAGACUUCUGGGCCGACCUCCUGGAGAGGAUGUUUCGGCUGGUCAACGUGCAGUACGAAUUCAGCGACGCCUACAUGGAGUGCGUCAGCCGGCACACGGAGCAGCUGCAGCCCUUCGGCGAUGUGCCUCGCAAGCUCCGCAUCCAGCUGACACGGGCUUUUGUUGCUGCACGCACCUUCGUGCGCGGCCUGACACUCAUGCCGGAGGUGGUCAAUAAAGUUUCUACGGUCAGUGCCUCUCCCAGCUGUGUGCGAGCGGCCAUGAAGAUGUUGUACUGUCCCUACUGCUCGGGCCAAGUGGCCCUGAAACCCUGCCAGAAUUACUGUCUGAAUGUGUUGCGUGGGUGUUUGGCCAACCAGGCCGACUUGGACACGGAAUGGAACAACUUCCUCGAUGCCAUGCUUAGUCUAGCAGAGAGGCUUGAAGGUCCCUUUAAUUUUGAGUCGGUCAUGGAUCCCAUCGACGUGAAGAUUUCAGAUGCUAUCAUGAACAUGCAGGAGAACAGCAUGCAAGUGUCGCAGAAAGUUUUCCAGGGAUGUGGGCAGCCUAAACCAAGCAUGGCCUUCCGUUCCAAGCGCUCCAUCAAAGAUACAGGCUUUAACGGCCGCUUCCGCCCUUACAGUCCCGAUGCUAGGCCCACUACUGCUGCCGGGACGAGUUUAGAUCGACUGACAAGUGAUGUGAAGAAGAAGCUGAAACAUGCAAAGAAGUUCUGGUCCACAUUGCCAGAGACAGUGUGUGCAGGGGAGAGGAUCGCACCUGGGGACGAGUGCUGGAACGGAACAGCAAAAAGCAGGUACGAGUCAGUUGUCAUUGGCAAUGGCCUGGCCAAUCAGGUAUCAAACCCUGACGUGGACGUGGACAUCACAAAGCCUGACAUUGUGAUUCGCAGUCAGAUCGCAGUUUUGAAGGAAAUGACAAGCUGGCUCAAAGCUGCGCACAGCGGCAAUGACAUCUCUGUCGAUAACAGUGAGGAUGAUGACGAUGGCAGUGGAGGAGAGGAGAGCGGCAGCGGUUGUGACUCUCCGUCCUGCGACACAGACCAGGACAUCUACUUCUCCACUCCGCCGAACCCUGGCAAUCCUAGGGUCAAUCAAGUGGUGGUGGGCGAAGGUCCUUCGGGCGGGGGGGUUGUCUCACAGGGAAGCAUGGCGCUGGCGCUCUGCGGGCUGGCCCUGGCCCUGCUGGCUCCCCACUUGAGAUAAAACUUGGCUGGGCAGGAAGAGGAAGAGAACGAUCAGGAAUGACGGAGCGAAGGGGAAAACUGUCAGAGAGACUUUAAAAAGACUGCCUUCAGGACCUUGGACUGUCCGCCAUUGGGAGGGGGGGGGGGACUCUUCUUAAUAUUACAAUAACUUCACUUUUAAUUAUUUGUUUGUAUGUUUUUAAGGACAUCAGUGUACAGCAAUAUGAUUUUCUUCCCCAGAAAUCCCCCUUUUUCCCCCCAGAUAAACCUUUACUCCUUAUGGCUCUUUUGGAGCUACACUAUGGUUCUGCUUGCAGCGUUACAAACAUCAUAUAAUUGUCUUGUUUUGGCAAUUUAAUCUCAUAAUACAUAUUUGUGCCUUCUUCAAUGAUUGCCAUCUGAUAUUUUAAUAGUAAGCAAGAUGUUUGGUUGAACAUUGAGUGCCUGUGGUGGGACAUAUCUUCAUAUUUCUGAGGAUGUUCUGUCUCUCCAAAAUUCAGAGAUCAACUAGUCACGAAACAAUAUGAAUAUUAACCAUUCAUGACAAUAAUUUUUAUGUGCAUACUGUGAACGUUUGAGUCCGUGCAUUUAUACAUUUACACACAACAGCCAGUCAGAAAUGAUGAAGCUAGCUGUUGAUCUCUUUGGAGAGACGAUAAAAAUCUUGUCAAGUCUCAGAAAUACAGCGAGAGAAGUUGAAGCACAGGUGUUUAUAUUUGACCUGGGGAUGGAAUCAUUAUUUGAAGAGCUUUCAGGGCAUAUGCAUAUUGUAUGUCUGCUAUGAGCAUUAUCACAACCUAACUUUUAAUUUCCUUCAUUAAUUUUUUUUAAUUUAAUUUCUUCGGCUGAAACAGUUCAAUAGUAAGGUCAUACCUCAUGCAUGCUCUCAUUGCCAAUGCAAUCUAGUGAUGUUGAGUUGAAAGUGUCUGAUAGAGUUGAGAUAUGUGGCUGGCGUCCUGGUGAAAGGUAACUGGCGAGGAAGGAGAAGGACUCCCCUGGCAUUAACCCUAAAGAAGGCAAAGCUGACAAGUCCUGAAUGCCCUUUUUUGGUGUUGUAAGCGCAGUUCAGCACAGAGGAUCUGACUCUAUACAGUCUUACUUUGUUUGAAAAAGAGAAGGUGGCGACAUGUAUGUUCAGAGCGUUUCACAUUAAACUAGAGAAGAGGAACAAAAGACAGUGCUUUGAUCAAAUGAAAUCAAGAAAAGAUUAUUUUAAUACAGGGUUUUAUGUUGAAAGAGGUGUUGUAAUUUUUAGCUAUUUUUGGUAUGAAGAUAUAUAUUAGGUACUACAGUGGAUUGUACUGCUAGUUUUAGGUGGUGGAAGAGGACAGUGUGCACAGAUAUCGGGGGGCACUUUUGGUCAGUGUGCAGUUUUUUGGUGCUUUUUUUUUUUUUUUUUUUUUUUUCCCUGCCCACGUCCCCCCGUCUCACAGUACACACUUGUGCCUCUUAAACGGCCUGUGUCAGUAUAAAUGGACUCAUUUGAUCUACCUAUCCUCACCUUCACAUUCUCAUCAUUUCAACCUGAGGUGGAAUGUUGAAGUAUUGUCACAAGUGCUACCAAAAUGAAUGCAAUGUAUGGUGCCUGAAUUUUUUUCUUUUUUUUUUCUUUUAAAAACCUCGGUACAUUAUUAGCAACUUGUUGAGGUAAAGAAAAGAAUGUAGGUGUUGAUGAUUUGUAUCUAUCAUGUGCUUGGAUUCCCUGUAGGGUGUCUGAGUAUAUUGUUACCAGCUGACAAGCACAACAAGAGAUUUUCUAUGUCUUCUAAUUCGAUAAUGGGGUCUGUAAGUUGCAUUGACUGGCCAUUUCAUCUCUAAAAUGAUGCUGCCUCAUGUAGCUUUUGUACAGUAACUUAUGCAUGUAUUUUAAUGUCAUUGCAAACAUGCCUUUAGAACUGACAUAGAUGAUCCAAAACACAGUAUUCAGAAUGUUUCGAAAUGCAAAUCCUAGGUGAAAAUAAUUAAUUUCCCAAAAAUAAUUUACUAAAUUGAUCAGACUUGGGGGCUUUUAAUAUGCAUUUUGUUAAAAAAAGAAAAGAAAUGAAAAAUGGAUUGCCUGCAGGUCUGAAACAGUUGGCUGCAGUGAAACCAGAUGGUCGUGCCUGUUGUUAGGCUUUGAAAUUGACAGGUUGAUUGUAAGCUGACAAAAAAAAAGUGAUAUCAACUAGCAGACUGGAACAAAUCAAUGAGGACAUCAAUAUUAAGAAUCUGAAGGAUCUGAUGUAACAGCUAAGCAACCCACAUAAAAUACUGAAGCCUUAAUUUAAAAUAAUGAAGCUGUGUGUCAGCAGCGUGAUCGGGUGUUACCUCUACAUGUGACCGUUUCAGUUCUCCGGAUUUGUGUGUUCCACCAACAUUUCUACCAGGGCUUGUGCAUGUGUUCGUGUCAUGUGGAAGAGUUGUGUCGAGUGUGAAGAAACCCAACUUUCUGAGAGUUAAAGAGGAAAUGUUUUGGGUGAUGAUGGUAAAUGUCUGUGCUUGCGGGCCAGGGCAGCAACAUUUCUCCGGCUGCCAGGAGUUGGUCCAGCUGCUGGAUGUUGUUCUUUCGAUCCACAGGACAACUUCAGUCGGGUGACUUAAAAGUUGAGUUGGACAGGUGUUGAAAGCCUUCCAUCAGCCUUUGGCCCACAAGAACAGAGAGGACUCAUUUUCUGAGGAGAGACUGAGUGACUGACUGAGAAGAAUAAAAAGUGUAAAUAAAGAGCAGCCGGUUUAGAUGUCUCUAAAAGAGGCCGUAACAGUACACCAGAUUUUUACUUGUCAGAGUAUCUCCUAAAUGUUAUGGAAAAAACAAGAUGAGAUAGAUGUUAAAUUGUAAGAGAAAAAAAAUGUAUAUUAAACAACAUUUCUUAGUCUUGUUGAAAUAAAGACUGCCAAUAUUUAAAUGGGUUUGAAUGGUGUCAUUUUAUCAACACUGAUUGACUGGUAUGUAAAAGUCGACAGUUCAGGUGGGAGUCUGUCUGAAGUCGUCAACAGAUGAUGGAUUUUGUUGAAACCUUAUUAAGCUGAUGAUGAGUUUUUGUUAUUUGUUGUUGUAUUUGUGAAACACCACACAGUGAGCCUUUAAUAACCUCAGACUUGUAACAAAAAAGCAUUUCAGUUCACACAUUACACAACAUUACUUGUAGAGCUCUUUAAUAGGACUGAUAUGCAAUGGGUAACAUUCAUUAGAUUUGUUUCAGGAGGCUUUUUUAUAACAGCAGUUAAAGGGAUAGUCUGCCCAAAGAUAAAAAAUACAUAUGUUUUCCUCUUACCUGUAGUGCUGUUUAUCAGUCUAGAUUGUUUUGGUGUGAGUCGCCCAGUGUUGGAGAUAUCAGCCAUAGAGAUGUCUGCCUUCUCUCCGGUAUAAUGGAAGUAGAUGUAAUUUGAUGUUUCUUUGCAAAAAUCACGACCUGGUUACACAAAAUAAUUCACCCACCUUAUUGUGAGCAGUUUCAUGUCGGAACUAUUCUCUUUCUACCAAACAACACCAGCCUCCUUGUGACAGCAUUAGUUGUAAAUGUUAAUGGCGUCCUCCUCCACUGAGCUGUAACAUUAGCUAGCUCAGUGGUGCUAUGUGAGCUAGCACUAGAUGCAUGCCUCUCUUUGUAUGAUGAUUUGACCAGCCGGUGAAGUUUGGUAGAAAGAACAUAGUUCCCACAUGAUUGGAAUUCUGGAAAGAGACAUUGCUAGUCUAGUUCCAUUAUAUUGGAGAGAAGGCAGACAUCUCUACAGCUGAUCUCUCCAACACUCUGCAACACCAAAACAAUCUAGACUGGUAAAUAGUACUACAGGUGAAAGGGAAAAUGUCUCAGAUUUUGGGGUGAGCUGUCUCUUUAAAUUACUUAAAACUACAAACUACAACAAUCUAACACAUACGGUUUUAAACACUGGUCAUGGCCCAUCAGCCAAUUAAAGGCCAGGUAAAGACAAAAUGACUUCCUCAUUGACAUUUAAGGGCAGAACAUAAGAGUUGGCAGAAAACACCUUGCCUCUGUGUUACCUGUUUGUAAUGAUAUUUCAGUUUUUAUGUAAACUGUAUCUGCUGUGAACCAGUAAAAUUACCUUUUAAAGCUAAA
Epinephelus moara (kelp grouper) is the source of this 6432-nucleotide messenger RNA. RefSeq names its product glypican 4 (gene gpc4). NCBI's taxonomy places the organism in Eukaryota, Metazoa, Chordata, Actinopteri, Perciformes, Serranidae. The coding region runs from base 702 to 2393 and encodes 563 amino acids. The transcript is spliced from 9 exons. Gene Ontology annotation, cellular component: cell surface; plasma membrane; synapse. Gene Ontology annotation, molecular function: protein binding. Gene Ontology annotation, biological process: regulation of signal transduction; cell migration; regulation of protein localization to membrane. The record is from RefSeq and is a predicted model, not a curated record.